Nematostella vectensis (starlet sea anemone) is the source of this 2556-nucleotide messenger RNA. RefSeq lists its product as uncharacterized. The transcript has 4 exons. The coding region runs from base 300 to 1196 and encodes 298 amino acids. The record is from RefSeq and is a predicted model, not a curated record. NCBI's taxonomy places the organism in Eukaryota, Metazoa, Cnidaria, Anthozoa, Actiniaria, Edwardsiidae.
AUCACAUAUUUUGAAAUAUUUUUCGCGUUUUCCGUUAAAAAUCAUCGGAGAUUGUUACGUAAUCGACGGGAAGUAAACUGGUGACAAUGCGGCUUGAACGCGAAAAACAAAAUUAUUAUCUUUAUUAGCAUACACCUUAACACCCACUGAGGAUUUGUUCUUCAACAGAUUUGCUCUUUAUGACUCCUACUGGGUGUUCGCUAGCAAGUUCUUAAGGCCAUUUGUUAGACGUUUUUAUAAACUACAGCAGGUGAAUAGGGCGUAAUACACUUCUCAAGAGGCACCAUCUUGACGGUGCGAUGUGGCGACAUUUCCUACACACUUUCUACAUCUUUCUUUGCCUUAUUUUGACUUUCCCGUUGACAAAAGCAUUCAAAAACAAGCAAUUCCAAAAGGAAGACAAUAAGUACUUAAAUGUCACAGAGAAGGAUACUUUCCAUGUAGAUAAGGUAUCGCAGUGUGCUGUUAAAAGCUUAAAAGACGAUUCCUUACUUUCGUUUAACUUUAAAAAGGAAAGAUCAAACGACGGGAAAUACUUGUGCGAAGUGUUACGUACCGAUAGAUACAUCAACUGGAAAAAUUACACUAAUAAUGCCGGCUAUCAGCAUUACAACGCAAAGAGCGACUGCAUAUCACGGCCCUGUCAGCACGGUGCUACAUGCCUCGCGCAGUACCCUUGUACCGCAUACAUAUGCUCCUGUACACCAGGGUAUACGGGAAAGCAUUGUGAAACAGCUAAGUACAUCAGUAUCAGUGUAACGUCAAGGGGACGGGACGAUCCAAACUUUCAGACGAAGAACUCGAUCAUGGUGAACAAUAUCGAUCUAGGGGUGCCUGCACGAGGACACAAUAUUGUGGCCCUCUAUCCAACGGGCGCGCUUCAUUCUUCAAGAUCUUUUGAUACAUUCGAACAUUCAGGUUCCGGCAACAAUAUGGCUAACUACCUUAAUUCACUACCUAAUAACAUGAUCGUUCUCGUCUCAGUCCUUGAUUUUGGCGAAAGGUAUGGAGGUCCCGCGGCCUCUGCUCUCGAAAGUGUGGGUGCCGUUGAACCAGUGCUCUCCCCUGGGCUUCGGGAGUCCUGGGCACUGAUUGGCUACAAAGGGGGGAGUAAGCCGUGGAUUAAACAAGCGAGAAAAACAAGAUAUAAUGGACCCGCUGUCAUAUCAGCAUACAUCCAAGAGGUGCACCCGUAAGCAAGUCCACGAUAUACAAAGAAACUGCUUACUUAGUAGCCGACCACUGCACACUAAAACGGAUUCGAUUGAAACCUUCCUUCCACACUAACACACGCGCUGGAUCCAGCGAAUCCGGUUACUUUUAGAAAGGCCGUCGAAAGUGAAUCAAAAUGAAUCCGUAUACUUUGGUCCUAAGUGUGGACGGUCGAAUCCGUAUCGAAAUGAAAACGAUGGCGUCAUAUCGCAGGCGCGCGCUGCUUUGAGCAUGCGCAUAUAAUAAAAAUGACGUCACCCUGUACCUGCGUUUUCAAACGUAUGAAUCCGUGUUAGUGUGGACGGCUGGAUCCAGGCGAACACGAUGCGAAAACGAUAGUGUGGACGCAAAUCAAAUGAUGCGUUUUCGGCGAAACGAAUCCGGAUUUUUUUUUAAUCCUUAGACUCCUUAGACUCACUGCUCACGAAUCACGAGCGAUUUGGUUUAGCACACCCACCUACCAAACCGAGGAGUCAGUAUUCAAAAGCCAGUGCUGUAGCAGGCCUCAGAAAAUUGGAAGAAGGGGGGAUGGCACGAUAUCCCCCCCGGGGGGGGGGUGGUACUCAGUCUUUGUUUGGGUUUAGGGGUGCCGCUGGGGGUUUUGAAACCUGACCCUGUCUAGGACAACACCCUCAAUUUUAGGACCCUGUUAGCAAGUGAGAGGAAGCAAGGCAAUCAGAUCGGCGGCGGGAUCAGCGGUUACGAGUGUUAGCAAGGCAACGAAAUCGGUGCCCUGUUUAGCACAGCCUUGCUUGAAAUUAUGUACUCUGUUCAUGACACAGAGGCCUGAAAUAUAUACCCUGUUCAGGACAGAGAGGCCCGAAAUGUAAACCCUGUUUUGGAAAGAGAGUUAAAAAACCAUCCCCUGUCCAGCGGCACGUCCCCGUAUAGCCCAUAUCAUCCCCCCCCCCCUCCCCCGCCGGCACGAUACUGAAACAUCGAGAAAAUAUUUGGGGGUACAGCCACACUACUUUUUUAAUUCCUUGUAAUUUUUUAUUGGGGCCCGCACCCCCUUGCGGCCCUAAAAGCACAAGACAAGCUCGACUAUUGUAUGGUUUAACUUAUAUUACCUCUUGGUCUGAAAUGUCGGUUUUUUAAAGGUAAAAUUUAAUACUUCCGGGGAAAAUAAGCAAACCAGAUCAAACAUAACGACAUAACUGUUUGUAUGGCUUUCUGGCUGAAGGGAUGACAGAGCAAGAGAUAGCGAGAAGGCAGGACAAAACUUUCUGUCUGAAGAAAUUCCUAGAGCCAGAGAUAGCAGGAAACCAGUUAUAGAUUCAUAGAACAUUUUUUUGUAUUUUCAGUGUAUUUUAAUCUUCAAAAAUAAAAUAGCAUGUCACAAAA